Trichomycterus rosablanca is the source of this 333-nucleotide messenger RNA. RefSeq names its product protein TonB-like. The record is from RefSeq and is a predicted model, not a curated record. NCBI's taxonomy places the organism in Eukaryota, Metazoa, Chordata, Actinopteri, Siluriformes, Trichomycteridae. The transcript is spliced from 5 exons. The coding region runs from base 1 to 333 and encodes 110 amino acids.
AUGGCCGAGUUUAAUAAUCAGAACCUUAAAGCAGAACAACCUGAAGCUGCUCUGAAAGAAAAACCAAAACCUAAACCUGCUCCAAAGAUUAAAGCAGAACCUGCAGUUCUAAAAGAAAAGCCAAAACCUAAAGAAGCACCAAAGAAAGAACCGGUACCAAAAGAAAAGAUAAAACUGGAUCUUCCUCUAAAGAAAGAAGCAGAACCGGUACCAAAAGAUAAAACUAAACUGGAUCUUCCUCUAAAGAAAGAACCUAAAGCUGCUCUGAAAGAAAAACCAACAACUAAACCUGCUCCAAAGAUUAAAGGUACUUCUGUUUUUAUUAAAUGUUAG